UUCGCGACCAUACAAACACACCCUUGUAACCAAAGAGCAGAAAAGGUUUUCGAGUCGGUGAAGUUUACUCUCAUUUUAUCCCUUUUUUUAUAUAUUUUCUUCAUCAAAACCCUAUUUUUUUCUCAUCAUUGACUGUUACACUACAAAUUAUUGCUCAAUUACAGCCUUUCGGUUAUGUUCUUGCUCGAUAGUGUCCUGAAAAUGUGAAUGACCGGACUUCUUCAGUUCUUCUACAAUUUACGCAAUUCUUUGUAGUGUAACAACCUCUACAUCAGAAAUGAUUUCCGAUAAGGUCGAUAUACCAACAACUCUAGACGAGUCAUCACCUAAACCCCAACCUUUCGAUGUCAAAUUUCUCGGAAUGUCUCUUACUAAAAUCGUUCCGUGGGCCAUCAACACCGAGAAAAUCAGAAUGCCAACUUUCUUAAACAAAAAGCUAAAGAAACACGCGCAACGGUCUCGAUCAAGUAAUGGUUCUGAACCGGGUUUAGGUUACGCUACGGUUCGGUUCAGGCCGUAUGUGUGUAAGGUUCCGUGGCAUACGGGCCCACGGGCGUUUCUUUCGCAGUUGUUUCCAAGAUACGGGCAUUACUGUGGACCGAAUUGGUCGAGUGGGAAAGAUGGUGGGUCGUUACUUUGGGAUAAACGGCCGAUUGAUUGGCUGGAUUAUUGUUGUUAUUGUCAUGACAUGGGUUAUGAUACUCAUGAUCAAGCCGAACUGUUGAAGGCUGAUUUGGCAUUUCUUGAGUGUUUGGAGAGGCCCCACAUGGCUACGAAAGGGGAUGUUCGGGUUGCUCAUCUUUAUAAGACGAUGUGCAUAUCAGGUUUGAGAAGUAUAUUGAUACCGUACAGACAACAUUUGGUGAAACUAAAGUCGGGUCAACUGUAUCUUGGGUUUGGAUGGCUCAGCAAUAUGAAGUGGAAAGGAUGGAAUGCUCAAAAGUAGACCAGGUUUGAGUUGAUCUACUUUCUUAGAUUUGUAUAUACACAAUAUGCGUGUAUAGGUAAUAUGCAAGUAGAUUUUGUGAUUAAAAUGGUACUCUUAUUUGUUUUCGGUUGCUAUUUUAAUACUCAGUAACUUGUUCUUAAAACAUGUCUGUUUAUAGUGUCAGUUGUCUGUAAUUGUUUUUUUUUUCCUUAAUUGUAUCAUUUUCUUGCAUAUAGAGGUGGCAACCGGGGAAUUGCAACCCAUUUAAAUUG
Helianthus annuus (common sunflower) is the source of this 1200-nucleotide messenger RNA. RefSeq lists its product as uncharacterized. Gene Ontology annotation, molecular function: A2-type glycerophospholipase activity. The transcript has 3 exons. The record is from RefSeq and is a predicted model, not a curated record. Lineage: Eukaryota; Viridiplantae; Streptophyta; Magnoliopsida; Asterales; Asteraceae. Gene Ontology annotation, biological process: phospholipid metabolic process; arachidonate secretion. The coding region runs from base 278 to 946 and encodes 222 amino acids.